This is a messenger RNA of Didymodactylos carnosus, 2053 nucleotides long. NCBI's taxonomy places the organism in Eukaryota, Metazoa, Rotifera, Eurotatoria, Philodinida, Philodinidae. The record is from the annotation of a GenBank genome assembly.
AGAUGAAUUUGGCGCACUUUUUUGAGUGUUCUUACCCUUUCUUCUUUGUGUUCGUGGUUGUUCAUUCAAAAUGUAUGCUUAAAAAGCGAAACUAUAAAAACUUUUUUGGGUGUUCGUUAGGCAUUGCCAUACUCAGCUCGACGAGCUCUAUCGAUUGGCUAACUCAGAUUUUAAUUGAAGGUGUUCGUGGGUGUUCGCGUCUUUUAGCAAUACCCUAGAAAUCACUAUGAAAAAAAACUCCUUGAUUUGUAGUAGGUCUCUGAAGAGAUUUUUGAUGAAGAUAAAGUGAUUUUUUGAGUCUUCGUAAACGACUAACUGCAUUAUCAUUCAGUUUUAUUAAUAAUAAGAACUUCUAAUUUCGAAACAUGAUAAAAUAUAGUAGAGAGUAUUAAGUGUUAAAUGACCAUGUUUGCGACUUGUUUGUUUAAAAUAAGACUAGCGAAAAUCUCAUUAAAAGUCUGAAGCGAAUUUUAUUCAAAUUGUUUUAUUGUAGAAAUGUACUGACAUCAUUCAUCAAGGAUUGUAGAAGAAAAAGUGUUUUGAUAUUAAGAUGAGUAAUAGAAUGGAAAUCAAUUAUUUGUUCUUGUAUAUAAUUUUAUGCGUAGAUUCUUUUCUCAGAUAAGAUGAAUCUUUGAGCGUAUUACUAUACGCAAUGUUGUAUACUGACUUUAGAACAUAACAGUGGCGAAUUUAGGGUACUGGUGGCCGCCAGCGCUGAAAUUUUUAAUUUCAUACUAUUAUACUCUCCUUUUUGUGCAACGUCCCGAAUACAUAGUACUUUUCAACGAUUGUGUUUUUUAUUAUAAAGAUAUUUAAAAACAGUAAGAAAGACGAGUAUACAAUCCAUUAACUAUCUUUUCUAUAAAUCCGUCAGCAUCGAAAAUUCUUUCGAGACCCGCCACUGGAGCACAACGAUAUUAAAAGGCUCUAAAAUUAGUUUUAAUACAUACAUAUCUACUCGUAGAUUCAUUACUCUAUAUUUUUUGUGAUCUGAACAAAUACACUCGAAAAGUGAAUGCGCUUCAAAUCAUUUUAAUAUUUCAGGAUGUAAUCAUUCUGUUGCUUUGCUAUUGACGCUCCUUGAACAGCAGUGUCUGAUAAGAGAAAAGGUGUAAUUUCCUCCACUAUGACUUCAAUACAUGUUGUAUGGUGUGCUUAAAUGAGUUUUUUAGUGAUGCACUGGAGAGCUUUUAAUGCGAGAGUCAUUGACAAGAAACCAAUCAGAUCUAAGCAAAUGUAAAUAUUUUGAACUAUCCAGCAUGAAAAUACUUUUGAAAAUGUUUAAAGUUAAAAAUCUGAUCAGAUUGAUUUACUAUUUGUAAUUAACUUGUUCUUUCUCCUUUUAAUAUAUAUUUUCUUCUCAGUUUAACAAAUUUCAUCAGUCAUAUAUGGAGAGACUGAGUUAAAUCAAUUUUUUUAGUUCAUUAUGAGUAUUUACGUUUCUACUUUGUCUUAAGUUCAUUACAAAUAUGUAAAUAAUACAUUCAUCGUGGAUAAUUCGUUUUUAAUAGAGAAUAGAAUAUUCUUGAUGUAUAAUUUGCACAUUACAGUGUAGUUCAUAAUGAUGUAAUUGAUGUUGGAAUGUUCAAGGGUGAUUUUAGUAUAAGGACAUUCAUUAUGAGAUGUAGGAAGGACUCGGAAAGAGAGAGCAAGGAAGAGCGUAUAACUUUUCUUCAUUGGCCACUACUUUUUUUCAUUUUUUGUUUUUUUUUCUUUUCAGGAAGGCACAGUAUAUGAAAAUGGAACGUUCGAACUUGAUAUUCAAUUUCCUACAGAUUACCCGUUUAAGCCGCCAAAAGUAUCAUUUAUAACAAAAAUUUAUCAUCCAAAUGUGAGUAAUGGAAGUAUUUGUCUUGAUAUUCUCAAAGAGAAAUGGAGUCCGGCAUUAACAAUAUCAAAAGUUUUAUUAUGUAUCUUAGCAUUGAUGUCUGAUCCAAAUCCAGAAGAUCCACUUGUACUUGAAAUUGCCGAACUUUAUAAAACGAAUCGUGCCGGUUAUAACGAUACAGCAAAAGCAUGGACAAAAGAAUAUGCAAUAAACAAAAGAAAUUAA